AAGAAGAACUUUCUAAAUUUAAAAUUUUAUAUUAUAAAACAAAAGAUAUUUUAGAAAAACAUGAUGAUGAUGAUAAUCAAAAAUUAGAAGAAGAAAUUAAUUUAUUACAAAAUAAUGAAUUUAAAAAAUCUUUUAAUAAACAAUGUUGUGAAAAAAAUUGUUUACAAACUCAAUAUGAUUAUUCAAAAAAUUUAAGAGAACUUUUUGUAGAAAAUAAUAUUAAUUUAAGAAAAAAUUCUAAAAUAGGAAAAGUAAGUAAUCGAGCAAUAUCAUUUGAAAUAGUAAUGAAUGUUAUUACUUUUAUAGCAAAUUAUGCAAAACAAAAUGGUUUACCAUCUCCAG
Racocetra persica is the source of this 342-nucleotide messenger RNA. NCBI's taxonomy places the organism in Eukaryota, Fungi, Glomeromycota, Glomeromycetes, Diversisporales, Gigasporaceae. The record is from the annotation of a GenBank genome assembly.